GCAGAACUCUCAGGUUCGUGUUUAAAUUCAACUCCUUCGACAGCUUUUACGAGACGCCUGUAACAUUUGUAGACUUUGGAGCGAAGUCACGGGAUUAAACAUCAACAUAUAGGUUAUACCAUAUCAUAUAUAUGUAUAUACAUGUAUACAGUUUCGCUGCCUCUCGCUCCCUCUGGACACUUGGACACUCCUUCAUUUUUGUUCGCUGGAUGUGGACCGAGUUCAGUCGGCAUCCCAGCAGACAUUCCCUGGUGGUUUGUGUAUAGAAUAUGGCAACUGCUCUUAGUGGCCGAAACCCCAAAGGACGUGGACCGAACCGAAGUAAGGGUCGGAUUUUAGGCAUCAUUGAUGCCAUCCAGGAUGCAGUGGGGCCACCGAAACAAGCAGCUGCUGACCGGCGGACUGUGGAGAAAACCUGGAAACUCAUGGAUAAAGUUGUUCGCCUCUGCCAAAAUCCCAGACUUCAGCUGAAAAACAGUCCACCAUACAUCCUGGAUAUAUUACCGGACGCCUACCAGCACCUGCGGCUUACACUGAGCAAAUAUGAAGAAAACCAGAGACUCACACAACUCAGUGAGAAUGAGUACUUUAAAAUCUACAUCGAUAGCCUCAUGAGGAAAUCCAAACGAGCCAUCCGGCUCUUCAAAGAGGGAAAGGAAAGGAUGUAUGAGGAACAGUCACAGGACAGGAGGAACCUUACCAAACUGUCUCUGAUUUUCAGUCACAUGUUGGCUGAAAUCAAAGCCAUCUUUCCUGGAGGACACUUCCAGGGCAACACUUUUAGGAUUACGAAAGCUGAUGCGUCUGAGUUCUGGAGGACAUUUUUUGGAGAUAAGACAAUAGUGUCAUGGAAAGUCUUCCGACAGUGCCUUCACGAAGUGCAUCCCAUCAGCUCGGGCUUGGAGGCCAUGGCCCUCAAAUCCACCAUCGACCUUACCUGCAACGACUACAUUUCUGUGUUUGAGUUUGACAUUUUUACACGCCUUUUUCAGCCGUGGGGAUCAAUUCUGAGGAACUGGAAUUUCCUGGCAGUGACACACCCCGGCUACAUGGCUUUUCUGACCUAUGAUGAAGUCAAGGCCCGACUGCACAAGUACAUUGACAAGCCUGGCAGUUACAUCUUCAGACUGAGUUGUACGAGGCUGGGCCAGUGGGCCAUCGGCUAUGUGACCAAUGACACCAACAUACUGCAGACCAUCCCCCACAACAAACCAUUGUUCCAGGCCCUCAUUGAUGGCUACAGGGAGGGCUUCUACUUGUUUCCUGAUGGUCGCAGUUACAAUCCUGACCUCACUGGUUUAUGUGAACCAACGCCUCAUGAUCACAUCAAAGUGACUCAAGAGCAGUAUGAGCUGUACUGUGAGAUGGGCUCCACCUUCCAGCUUUGUAAGAUCUGCGCUGAGAACGACAAAGACGUCAAGAUCGAACCCUGCGGUCACCUUAUGUGUACUUUCUGUCUAACAGCCUGGCAGGAAUCGGAUGGUCAGGGUUGUCCGUUCUGUCGUUGUGAGAUCAAAGGCACAGAGCCUAUCAUUGUGGAUCCCUUUGACCCACGCAAUGAUGGCAACAGGUGCUUUUUCCUGGACCAGCACAGCUGCCCAAUGCUGGAGCUGGACGAUGAGGAAGACAAAGAAGACUGCCUGGUCAUGAAUGGACUGGCCAACAUCAGGAAGCAUUGUGCAGAGCGCCAGAACUCGCCCAUGGUGUCUCCCAGCUCUUCACCUGUCAACCAACACAGAAAGGUACACGGAGGAGACAUCAGCCACUGUGUCCUGCACCUCGGACUUCCCCCUGUCCCACCACGACUCGACCUCAUUCAGAAGGGCGCCAUCCGCUCCCCUUCUGUCAGUCCCACCGUCUCCCCGAAGUCUUCGCCAGGAAUGUCCAGGAAGCAGGACAAGCCUCUCCCAGCCCCACCUCCUCCACAGAGGAACCCACCUCCACCCCCUCCUCCUGAGCGUCCUCCGCCCAUCCCCCCAGAGUCCCGUCACUCUUGGCUCCCCGCGUCCUCUCCCUUGACAUCUUCCAUCUCAUUUUCUACGGGCACGGUGGCAGACUCCGAAAUGCCACCUAAGACACGGUGUUCCAAAGAAAGUCACUCUGCAGAUACCCACAGGACCGGAUCAGAGCACCCGUUCCAGCUGGAGACCACAGGCCACUCUCACCUGAACGGAAGACCACUCAGUUUCCCGUCUGCUGGAUUUGGGAGGUUACAUCACAGAAUGGAGAUGACAGGAACUUCAGAGAGCCCCAAGCCUUUUUCUAAUGGUGUUCAAGUCAGCGACGAUUAUGAUAUCCUUCCCUCACGGCACUCGCCAAAGCAGUCCACGCUUGCCAGUAGCCAUAAACCCUCCAACCCUUUCAGCAACCCUAUGGGAGAACGACAGCGGGGAGUGAUGGAGAGAAUGGAGGAUGACUAUCAGAUCCCUUCAUCCAACCUCUGCUUGAGCCAGGCUCCCAUCAGCAUCUCUGUACCCAGCAGGUAGUACCUGCUGGGUACAUCUUUCAAUGUUUUAAAGCUGCUAUGGCACUCUGAGAACGGCUCUCCAGAGCCCUCCAUUGACGAGAAGCCCCUGGAGCCUGGCGGACACUCUGAGUCGGUCAGGGGGUUGGU
This is a messenger RNA of Pseudoliparis swirei, 2614 nucleotides long. RefSeq names its product Cbl proto-oncogene B, E3 ubiquitin protein ligase (gene cblb). Gene Ontology annotation, cellular component: plasma membrane; membrane raft. Lineage: Eukaryota; Metazoa; Chordata; Actinopteri; Perciformes; Liparidae. Bases 270 to 2486 code for a protein of 738 amino acids. Gene Ontology annotation, molecular function: phosphotyrosine residue binding; calcium ion binding; SH3 domain binding. The transcript has 16 exons. The record is from RefSeq and is a predicted model, not a curated record. Gene Ontology annotation, biological process: cell surface receptor signaling pathway; negative regulation of epidermal growth factor-activated receptor activity.